Molecule: messenger RNA, 3469 nt
Organism: Acanthopagrus latus (yellowfin seabream)
Lineage: Eukaryota; Metazoa; Chordata; Actinopteri; Spariformes; Sparidae
Exons: 6
Coding region: 956-2182 (408 amino acids)
Molecular function (GO): protein binding
Source: RefSeq, a predicted model, not a curated record
AAACAGAAGAGGAUUACUUAUCUGCCCAGUAAACCAGGAUCAAACUGCAGUUAUAAAUAACCAUCAACAUUCACUGGAACAUGCAUGCAAUAUGUUUAGGUCAGGGUUACAGGACCAGCAAUGUGCAGAUCUGAGAGCAACCCAGUCUAACAAAUUUUAUCCUGGGUUUUGAGACUAUUUGUACAAAUUGAAAGCUAAAAACCUUCAUAGCACUGAGAGAAAUCCAUGAUGGCAGGGACUUCCCUUAAGACUACUGGGAGGUACUUUACAAUGAAGCGGUUAUCCCUUCACACUGUUACAAUUAUGUAGACACUUAGUAGUGUACUUAGUAGUGUAGGCACAUCCUCCAAAUGCCAAACUGAUCUUUGGCAACUGAGAAAAAGCAGGGGCAGAAACCUUUCCAUGUCAGCUUUUGAGGUUCAACUAGACUACACAUUUGCAGAUGUACCGAGGUGCUGCAGUUCCUCAGUGUGAUCACCAGAGGGCAGUGAAGACUCAUGAUUGUAAACGCACUCGGGUCAGCAGUCACCUUCACCUGGUAUGAAUGGAGGCCAAAGAAAGAUGAGAAGUUGAUGUGGGUGUAUUUGUUAGAGUCCACCAAAUUUGAAACCUUGUGAAAACAAAACAACUGAGUAAACCAAUAAGAUUUUGAACACUGUGUUCUAACAGCAGAUGCCAGAAGGUGAAUCUGAUUCUAAAAUUCUGAAAUCCGACAACAGAAAACCGCACAGAGUCACAUUUUCCCUCUCACAUUGUAAACAACAAUGGGAGCCUUUUUAGAAUCCAUUUAUGAAUGAAAGGAUUGUCCUGCCACUGUGUUUAUUUCUGUGUUUGGGACGUCCCACCACCUCCUUUUCCAACCCAUCCCAUCUCAUUCCUGAGCAGCCCGUAUAAAAAUCCCAGGAAUCCCAGCCCUGUAGCAGACCUUGACGUGUGUCCACACUGAACAUCCAGGAUGAUGAUGGGGAUUAUUCUGUUUCUCUUGUUUCUGGGGCUUCCUCUUCACAAGACGGAGGAGCAUGUUAUCAAUGAGCUGUACACCGUGAUCGAAAAGGGUCAGACCAGCUUUGUGGAUCCACCGCCGAGCAACCAGAGCCGGCUGCUGGUCAAAGAGCCCUCCCUGCCCAUCAAUGAGCUCCUAGAGAAGAGCAGCAAGACCGUCGAGUCCAAAUUCACUCUCCAUCCUCUCCCCUCUGCUGUCUGGCCAAAGCACAGUGACCUGGCCCCCGUCCCUCGCCACCACAGCCCGCACAACAAGAGCAAAAAGGCCCCCAAGAGCGACCGUCUGAUGGAGCACAACAGCGAGAAAACCAGAGGAGAAAAUGUUGGCCUGCUCCCCAAAACGCUGCUAACAGGGGCCACAGCCGCUGCCAGCGGCAGCAGCAGCAACAACAACAACAACAACCGCACAGUGCAGAAAACCAGCCAGGACACCCAGUCCAACAUCAGCCCGCCUCAGCAGAGUGAACCAGAGGGACACCCCAACUCCAGACCCAGGGGUCCACCCCACACGCAGCCUCAGCCACAGCAGCCGGCCCCUUCCCCACGCAGAGAUCCCCCUAACAGACGGCUGGACCCGGAGGAGAACCGUCCGGGGAAGUCCGGUCUCUACCAGUCAGGUAUCGGUGCAGUUGCCCGGAACAACAGCCGCCCACAGAUCGCCUUCAACCGGCGCUCCUCCAGCCUGCUUUACCAGUUUGACAUCCUGAGGAGAGAGUCCGACUUCACACAUGAUGCCUUCUGCAUGAGCGAAUGCAGGAAGGAGAAGGAGGAGAGAGAGUAUUACUGCUACAGUGAAUUCGCGAUCAAUGGGAUAGUUCACGACAUCGACGUGGUGCGCAAAGGAAUACGUCUCAUUACGCUGAUGGUGAGCAGCGACGGCUUCUACAAGAUGAGCCGUCUUUAUGUGACCCCAGACAGCUUUUUCUUCAAAGUCCGUCUCCUGGUCCUGGACACCUACAAGUGCAGCAAGCCCUGCCCUGACAUCAAGCUCGGGACCAGAUACAUUAUAAUGGGCCAGAUCUACCACCGGAGGCGCCAUCUCCCCACCGACCUCCUGAACCUACUGGGGGGUAAACUGAAGCCCGGAGACGGCCUCCUGCGAAGCAACAGCUACGUCACGAGGUUCAACAAACGGAGGCACCAGAAAGCCCUGGAGGCCACCCGCUCCAGGUGUAGGUGAAGCAAAGAUAAGACUAUCGCCCCCUGCUGCAGGGGAAGAGACAUUGCAGCUCACCUGAACUGAUCAUAACUAACCCCUCAGUAUCGUGCAAGACAGAAGACUUUUUUUUUUUUUCCGGAAAGCUUGUAUUUAUUUUCUUAUGGACUGCGUAUGAUGUAUUCCUGGGUCACUUUCUUUUUCUUUCUCGUCUGUAAAGUUCCCAGUGUAACGGCUUGUGAUAGAAAACACAAGCAGCUUCAAUGAAGUGGAUUUUCCACCAGGUUCGAAUGUUUGGGGCACCAAAGAAGGCUGUCCUCUCAGCCCUCUCAGAACAGCAGCUCCAAUCAAACUCCUCAUUCAACUCAUGGCUAGUUCAUGAAGUCCCUAAAUUGAACUGACUAACAGACCGCUGAGUCGCACUUGACCGAGUUUGGGGUUGUAUCCGGUCUUUACUCUUGCCAUAACCCAAACACACAUGGGAGGAUGUACAGAAAGGUUUAAAAAUCUACGCAUGCUUCUAGUUUUAACAAUUAACUAUUAUAUCCAAAACAAAAACCUGUCAAAAAAAAAAUGUUGAGGAAAAACACAUUUUUCAUAUAAACAUAAUGACUCUUCAAAAAUAAUGCCAGUCUAGGAAAUGAAACGCACCUUGGAUUUCAUCUUACAAAUCCAUGACUUUAAUCAGGAUUUAUUUGGUUGACUGAUGAUGCUCCUAAAGUGGUGUUAAAUGCAAAAUGCAAAAUGCUGACUUGCGCUGACAUUAGCAUUGUUUCAUAACACUCAGGACCCGAGUAUGUUGUCACUGUGGGUGUUAUUAGUGAGCAGGAAAUGCUCUGUUACUGUUACAAGGACCAAAGGGAGGGAGUGAAGGGCCUGGAAAAGCAGCAAAAAAAAACACAGUGGAGGAAGAGGAGGAGGAGGAGGAGGAGGAAGAAGGGGGGGUGAAACGGGAAGAGGGAGCACAAGACCUUUGCUUGUCACGAGAGCGGCUUAUUUUCCUAACUUUAAUUAUGUGUCCACCGUGAAAUAUCUGGGUGGACUGGGACAUCAAAAGGGGGCCUUGCUGAAUGAGGAGGGGGGGUGUUGUUGUAGGGACUAAGCCAUAAAUCCAAUCGCAGGAAUCUGAACCUCUCCGCACCUGGACACAUGAUCUCGGAAAAAGAGGGCUUCCAUCACGUCUCUUCUUGCUUACACAUAAACACGUUCUCUCCUGGCCGAGGCCAGUUCUCGAAAAAAGGAGUACUUACAGGCCGGGUCAGAGAGAAGAAGGAGGUGGGGGAGAAAAUAAAGACGGUUAUGUAAAAAUGA